This is a messenger RNA of Drosophila virilis, 4230 nucleotides long. RefSeq names its product Ultrabithorax (gene Ubx). NCBI's taxonomy places the organism in Eukaryota, Metazoa, Arthropoda, Insecta, Diptera, Drosophilidae. Gene Ontology annotation, cellular component: nucleus. Gene Ontology annotation, biological process: anterior/posterior pattern specification; negative regulation of transcription by RNA polymerase II. The record is from RefSeq and is a predicted model, not a curated record. Gene Ontology annotation, molecular function: DNA-binding transcription factor activity, RNA polymerase II-specific; RNA polymerase II cis-regulatory region sequence-specific DNA binding.
CCAUUCAGUUGAGUUUAGUUGAGUCUCAGUCAAAACACAACCAACUGCGAUUUGGUGGCACAUUCGUUCGAUGGCAACGGUUUGGAUAACAGGCGCGCGCUUUGUUUUAUUAUCCCACAUUAUCAGCGGCAUUAUUGUUAUUGGCAUUGUACGCUCAAUUUUAAUGUUGUAUGGCCCGCGCGCUCUGAAAUCGCAGUCGCCUUCGUAUCUGUAGUCCAGUGGCCAGUGAAUAUCUGAAUUUGAAUUUGAAUUUCAAUUUGAAUCUCAAUUUCGAAGCGUAUCAGAAGCGUCAGUUGAACGUGAAGCGCGCGCUCGUCGCCGUCGUCGGUCGUUUCGGUCAGCGCUAAUAACAAUAAUAAUUAUAAUAACAAUAACAACAAUAAUAAUAGUAAUAAUAAUAAUAAUAAUAAUAAUAAUAAUAGUUUGUAAUAACAAUAAUGAUAAUGCUAUGAAUGUUAAACGAGUCAUUGAAUUCAAAAUGAUUCAAUAGGCGCCACUUCGAAUACUUCAAAUCAAUAUUUACUCAUUUACACCCAACAAAUAUUAUAUAUAUGGUGCCCAGUGUCAAGUUAAUUAAACACGCGUGCAAUUGGAAAAACGAAACCAAAAUCAAGUAUACGAAACUUUAAUGCAACACAAUUAAUUUAAACAUACAAAUAUUUUAUAGAAUUUUAUAACUGAUGCGAGCCGGCAAAAGUGCAAUACAAAUUAAAAAAAAAUAAUAAUAAUUUCAAAAAUUCCAAAUUAUUUGGAAAACUAUUGUAAAACUUAAAUACAUUGCAAAAAUAAUAAAAAUCAAAAAAGAAAACUUGAAACCAAAAUAUAUUAAUAAAUUAAAAAUAAUAUUAACUUAUUUAAAUACUAUUGCUUAGGCAAUGCCCAUUGUGCAAUUGAGCGCAAUUGAGUGCUAAAUUUUGUAUACGAGUGCCGUGUGCCGCGUGCAGUUACUUUUAGUAGCUGCUGUAGCUGCCAGUUAACCGCCAAAAUUCUCACCGCCAACAACAGCCACAACAUGAACUCCUACUUUGAGCAGGCCUCCGGCUUCUAUGGCCAUCCGCACCAAGCGACGGGCAUGACAAUGGGCACGGGUGGCCAUCACGAUCAGACAACGGCCAGCGCUGCGGCGGCCGCCUACAGAGGCUUCCCGCUAUCGCUGGGCAUGUCUCCCUACGCCAACCAUCAUCUGCAGCGCACCACACAGGACUCGCCGUACGAUGCGAGCAUCACGGCUGCCUGCAACAAGAUCUACGGGGAUGCAGGCAGUGCCUACAAACAGGAUUGCCUUAACAUCAAGGCGGACGCUGUCAACGGCUACAAGGACAUUUGGAACACGGGUGGUGCCAAUGGCGGGGGCGGAGGUGGCGGUGGCGGCGGUGCCACCGCUGGGAACACCUCAAAUGGCUCUAAUGCGCCCAACGCUGCAAAUGGACAGAAUAAUGCGGGCGGUGGCAUGCCCGUUCGCCCAUCCGCCUGCACGCCCGACUCUCGCGUCGGCGGCUACUUGGACACAUCGGGCGGCAGCCCCGUUAGCCAUCGCGGCGGCGGCAGCGCUGGCGGCGGCAAUGGCACCGCCGGCGGCGUACCACAGAAUACAGCCAGCGGCGUGGGCGGCGGUGUGGGCGCGGGCACAGCCUGGAAUGCCAAUUGCACCAUCUCGGGCGCUGCGGCGGCCCAAACAGCGGCCGCCAGCAGUUUACACCAGGCCAGCAAUCACACCUUCUACCCCUGGAUGGCAAUCGCAGGUGAGUCCACAGCAGAUCCAAGCAAAAGUAAGAUAAGAUCUGAUUUAACACAAUACGGCGGCAUAUCAACAGACAUGGGUAAGAGAUACUCAGAAUCUCUUGCGGGAUCACUUCUUCCAGACUGGCUAGGCACAAAUGGUCUGAGGAGACGCGGCCGACAGACAUACACCCGCUACCAGACGCUCGAGCUGGAGAAGGAGUUCCACACGAAUCACUAUCUGACACGCAGACGGAGAAUCGAGAUGGCGCACGCGCUGUGCUUGACGGAGCGACAGAUCAAGAUCUGGUUCCAGAAUCGACGAAUGAAAUUGAAAAAGGAGAUUCAGGCGAUCAAGGAGCUCAACGAGCAGGAGAAACAGGCGCAGGCGCAGAAGGCAGCGGCGGCAGCGGCCGCGGCGGCCGCCGUCCAGGGCGGGCAUUUAGAUCAGAAUUAGAAUCAAUUCAGCAAAAACAAAACAACAAAAUGAAAAUUAUUGUAACAAAUAAACCCUUUACUUAACUUAAAUUAAUAAUUGCAUAUAUAAAUUAAUAAUAUUGAUAUUGUAUGGUACCAUAAAAGAACUAUUUCAAAUUGUUUGAAAACCAACCGAAAAUACGUAAAGCGAACAGCAACAAAAAUUACAAAUAAAUUUCGUAGACUCUAAGAAAAUGAAAAACUCUAAAAGUAGUUGACAGAACACAGAUCUACUUACCUAGAUACAUACAUACAUACAUACGUAAAUUUAUGCAUACGAAUACAAAAUACAAAUUUUCAUUUAAAGUUCCACUAGAAACGAUCUUCGUAAACUAUUUAAAAAUUGUUUGCCCGCGUAAGAUUUAUGUUUUAAAAACGAGCAAAAUUCAUUUUUCAAAAAUUCUGUUCAAAUGUUGUUUACCGCCAAUGUCGCUCCGCAACCCACACCCUGCCCCGACCUGACCCACACAAAAAAACCCCUUUGUUGCUUACUGCUAUGUUUAAAUUAUUUUGUUCGAAUAAAGUUACAAAUAAAAAAUUAAAAAAAAAAAAAUACUCAUAUAAAAUGUUAAAAGGUAAAAUUUAAAUUCUGUUGAUAUGAAUUUUUGUAAGGCGCGUUUUUAAACCAAUUAAAAACAAAACAAAAAAAGGAAAAAACAAAAACAAAUAUUACUUAAAAACAAAACUAUUGAAAAUUUAACUUAAAUAUAAAUAGAAUUUGUUAGCAAAGUAAAAGUAUAUUACAAAAACAAAAGGAGAAUAAUAGAAAACUAAAAAAACAAAAAACAAAAAAAAAAAGAAUUAUUAUAAUACAAAAACGUGUAUAGUUCGUGCUUAAACUUAAUGCAAUUUUAGUUAACUCUGUUUAAUUUUAAAUUAAUUUGUUUAGUUUUCGUCUUAGGCUUUUUAAGCGUGCAACAAAAACAACACCACACAACAUAAACAACAACUACAACAACAAAAACAACAACCAGAAACGUGAAGCUGUUUUCUUUAAGUAAUUUUUAAAGUUUUUUAAACUAAAUUAAAUCCUAUUUUUAUUAUGUUUAGUUUAAUGAAAAGCGUUUAUGAGAUUAUCUGACAACAACAUGCAGAAAAACAAAAACUUUGCCUCGGCAAAACGAAUAAAUUAUUGGUUUUGAAAAAAUCUAAAACAAAAAAAAAAAAAAACAAACGAAAAAUUAAAGAAAAACGAAUGAAUUAAUUGUGUUAUUAUUUUAGUUACGAUUUUUGUUGUUUCGUUUUGUCUUCAUAUAAAAUAAGAGCUUAGAGUUCUUCCCGAAAUCGGCGGGUCGCACUUGCGAUCCGCUUUUGUUGCGCAUGCGAAAUUGCUUUUGAUCUCGUUUCGUUAAAUGUACGUAAGUUGAAUGCUAUAAUAGAGAUGAUAACCAUACCGAUAACGUUAUCGUUAUCGAUAGCUAUCGAUAUCUUUCGGCCAAGCAGCGAGCUGUGCUCGAUGCGAUCUCCGAGUUGAUAUUCUUUUCAGUUCGAUUCACUUAAGGGCUAACCAAGCAACCUUCACAUGAUGUAUACGUAACUAGCGCAUAAGGUUCAACAGAUAAAUAUAUAUAUAUAUAUACAUAUACAUAAAUCUCAAUAUAUAUAUACAUAUAUAUAUAUAUUUAUAUUUAUGUAUUUUACAUGAAAAUCAAGUAUAAAUGAACAACAAUAAGAGAAUAUUCGCAACAGACGAAAGUACGUAAGAGAUAAGUUAAAUGUUAUAGAUUUUAAAUGCAAACAAAAUGAAACAUAUACGUAAACGAAAAAACAAAGAAGCGUGGAGUACGUGGCUAAGAGAGCUGCCCUCCCCCUAAACAAAAAAAAAGAAGCUAAAAAUACAAUAUUUAAUGAUUUCAAUGUGAAUGAUUGUCGUAGCAACGGAUAUACGUAAAAAUGAAACGGAGCGCGUCGGCGUUAGAAUUUAUUGCAUUCUACAAACUUACCUACUACUUACUUAUGUAAUACAUAUGUAUGUGUAUAUGUGCAUGUGUGCGUACGUGUAUUAAUAAAAGGCUACAUUACGAUUAUUGUACA